Molecule: messenger RNA, 447 nt
Organism: Prorocentrum cordatum
Lineage: Eukaryota; Dinophyceae; Prorocentrales; Prorocentraceae
Source: the annotation of a GenBank genome assembly
AUGCAGCCGGAUGCUACAAGCAAAAGGAAAGUCGGCCCGCCUGCGGGGGGGGCCGAAGGAGAAGCUGAGGGCGCCCUGCCAGGGCGCACGCUGCCGGUGUUCGGCAGCUCGCUUGGCCUCCCUCCGGAUCACGGCCCCCCUCCGGUGGGCAGCUACACGGGCGAGCUGCUCGGCGGUGAGGAAGGGCGGGGGAGGCGGGGGGGGGAGGAAAAGGCAGCCAUGACAAGAGAAUGUGAGAUGAUUCUGGUGGGCGCCCGGAAAAUGUGCCUACAGCCUGCAUCGUCAAAGCAUGCUGCAUUGAUCUCCAGUGCUGACAGCUUUCUCGGCCUAAAAAGUCUGGCGAUCCCACAUCGGGUUCUCCUGCCGGAGCCAGGGUCCAAUCCGCCAACGUGCGCCUCGGCAAGGAAUGGGUGCUUCAACACACAUGCAGAUAAGAGUUCUUCUUAG